CACACCGACGACCACCCAGGGCACCGUGUAUGUUGCUCGGCGCGUCGCCCUCGCUCAUCUCUUUCUCAAACACGACAUUGCCGAGGCAAUCACGACUGUGGAACCUCGCAGCCAGCUGCGUACGCCGCGCGAGGUGUGACUUCAGUGCGUCCCGCGGUGCCGCGAAAUCUGCGCCUCACACUCACCAUGCCCCACGCAUAAUAACUUAGCAUUUACGCACUGCAUGUCGUCGUCACCAAAGAAUGCGAUGCUAGCUGAGCACCGGAACAUCCCAUACGUCGCCGCAGGUGUCACGAAUCCGCUCCAGGAGUUUGACCUCUACGUACCAGAGAGGCGGAAUACCCUGGAUACACGCCCGCCUCCGCUGAUAUGCUUCGUUCACGGCGGUGCGUGGCGUUCCGAAGACAAAGCAGAACAUGCUGGGCUUGCUCGAAGACUAGCUGCACAUACCAACUUCCCUGUGGCCGUUUCCAAUUACCGUCUUACAACCGCCUCCACACCCAUUCGUCAUCCAGCGCACGCCGAGGACUUGCUGGCGUUCUUGCACUUCCUCCUGACCUGGUCUGGCCCGCAUACAUCCACACCUACCCCGCCAUAUGAUCCGACUCGGCUUUACCUCAUCGGCCACAGCUGCUCGGCGCAUAUGCUCACAUCUAUAUUCCUGCAGCCGCUCGACCCCGCGUCGGACUCGGCGUCUCGAUCUCCUACCCCGUCUCGCUCGCCCUCACCCCCGCCCUCACCCGUUCCUACGCCCGACUCGCUGAUACCUUCUCCGGCCUUGCUCGCCGCCACCCGCGCUGUCAUCAUGUCUGAAGGCAUAUAUGACAUCGACGGACUCCUGGUCACGUAUCCUGCAUACAAGACCUGGUUCAUAGCGCCUACGUUUGGUCGCUUGCGUUCAUAUGCGCCUUGGAACACCGCUUCUUACCGGUCACGCCCGGGAGCAGAGCAUCUGAAUUGGCUUAUUCUGCAUUCGAAGGGGAUACCUUGGUAGAUCAAGGGCAAAGUGAACGGAUCUGGAGACACCUGUCAGAGCUCUAUUGCGAGGACGUCGAGGAAGUCAACGGGAAUGGUCCGGUGCAGAGACAGUGGGAGAUGCUCACAGAGGAGCAUAACGAAAUGCUCGUCGGUGAAGUGUACCCGCGGAUUGUGGGUGAUUACAUU
Messenger RNA from Fomitopsis serialis, 1164 nucleotides. RefSeq names its product Alpha/Beta hydrolase protein. Lineage: Eukaryota; Fungi; Basidiomycota; Agaricomycetes; Polyporales; Fomitopsidaceae. Bases 224 to 994 code for a protein of 256 amino acids. The transcript is spliced from 2 exons. The record is from RefSeq and is a predicted model, not a curated record.